UUAUAUGGGUGCGGGCGGCCGCGGGCGGGCAUUCUAGUGGAGUGUGUGGCACCGUGCGGACGUAGGCCAGGCCGAGCGGAUCGGAGCCGAGGAGCGACAGAGAGAGCGAGCGAGAGCGAGGCCUGGCACCCUGCGCCCAGCGGCUGCGCCCCGCCCGGACGGAUUACUGACGGAUAACAACACAGUGUGAACAGUGCGGUGUCGUGUGCAGUGACAAUGGCAACAGAGGCCCAGAAGCUCAUCAGCAUUUCGCUGGCGAAAAUCGCGCAGUCGCGCACCCAGCGGGGUGGCGUGAGUUUGCACAAGAACCUGCUGGUGGCGACCGUGCUGCAGAAGGCGCGGUACAUCUUCAUGGAGGAGGCGUACCACAUGGUGCAGGCGUCCGAGUGCUACGCGGCGCAGGACACGACGGGCCUGAUGGCGGCCAGCGCCCAGGCCGACCAGGAGGCCGAGGACGCGUCGUCGUCGUCGACGUCGUGCUCGCGGUGCGUGUCGGGCGAGGACAAGGAGAACCAGUGCCCGUCGUGCCAGCCCCCGCCCACCUACCUGGACCUGGACAAGUCCACCGCCGUUCUGAGGACGGACGCGUCCUGCUCGUCGCCCAAGUGUCUGAAGCGGCGGCGCGUCGCCGAGUGGGAGACCGAGGAGGCCGUGCAGUCCAUCCUGCCCAAGAAGUCCAAGUGCUGCGACGGGGAAGCCCCAGCGGCAGCCACCCCGGAGGCGUGCGCAGCCGCCGCCAAGGGCCUGGCGGAGGCGGCGGCGGCCGCGGCGGAGGACGACGACGACGACGAGGAUGAGGACGACGACGAGGACCAGCCCGCGCGCUCGGCCAUGGAGAUCGACCGCAUCACCAGUCUCGUGUCCAUCUUCAGCUUCGGUGGCCUGGCCGGCCCGCUGGCCUGCGGCGUCGGCGGCGGAGUCGGGGGCGGCGGCGGCGGCGGCUCCUCCCCGGACCUGGCGGACCUCUCGGACCUGUCGGACCUCAAGCUGACCAGAUCCGUCUCCACGCCCGACCUGUGCUCGGCGCAAGCCAAGGAGGGCGUUGACUCGUUACAGCAAAGACCAUUUAUCGCCAUGACGGUGUAAUGAAAUGAGGGGGGAAUUCCCUGGGCCGGCCUUUCCGGGACGGCCAUUCACACCAAGGGGAAUGCCUUGUGAUCCCUCGCAGUCGCGACGACUGUUGUCAAUUAAUUUGUACUUUUAUACGGACUUGAGCUCUGCUCGGGGGUGCGUGGGUGAUUGUGAUAAGGGUGACGAUUUCAGUGAUUAGGAAGGAAGGGACGUGAUCAGAGCAUUGGCCUUGGUGUCGAAUUGGGCUCGUUUUUUUCCAUGGAAAGUGCGAUGUUGUGCUGUGACUUGUUAAUUUUGUUAUUUUUCUCUGUUGGGCGUUUUUAUCAAAAAUUUAAGAGGGUUAAUCCCGAAAAUUGUUUUUUUUUAAAUAAUUAUUAUUUUUACUGUGACGUCCUUUUCUUAACAGCCUUAGAACUAAGGAUCCACAAAUCUCGUUGUUUGGCCGAAUGUUCGAAAUUUUGACCCGUUUUAACUGCUCUGUGGCUCCUGUGGCCUGUAAAUACUCUUUACAGUGUACAUCGAUUAACAAAUCAACUUUUUGGGACCGCCCAAUUUCAGCUUUGGGAGAGGGAGGGGGGAAGUUGUCCCAAUGUUUUGGUUGGGGGAAGUCCACUGAGCCUCUGCCCUGUCUUAAAAUCGGCCCCUUUUGUAUUUGUUCGAUAUUGGGGGGUCCUGUGCGUUGAGUAUUGAUCUAGUCGUGGAUUUACUUACUGUGUUUAAGGCUUUUUUCAAUUACGUAUUCACGUGAACCGCUCCACGUUCUUACCGAGAGCAUUACGUACAGAAAUCUCUAAAGGAUAUCCAGAAAACCCUGAAAAAAAUAUUCCUAAAAAUUCCCGAGUGUCACAUUCCGUUUCAAGGGUUUGACUUGCUUUCGCGAAGGCAUAUCGAUUCAGUAGUAAGCAGCUGUGAAGUGAAAUGUCUUAAGAUGUAUUGUUGGGAGUCUUUUCAACACAUGCCUACCACUUCAAAUCAAGUGUGGAUUUAUGGUCUUUAAAUUAAAUUUUAUCAAAUGAAUAUAGUGAAAUUGUUUACAUACUCGUUGAACUUUGACCUAAUGAAGCUGCAGGUGACUUGAAGUUCGGUGCGUGUUGAGAGUGCCCCCACUAUGUGUGGACCAGUGUUGCUCUCUAGUUAUUUGCAUAUGAGGGGAGACUACAUCCAUACAAAAUGCCCAAUAUUUUUCAACUGAUUGUUGACUAAGUUCAAUUAAUUCAAGAGGCUAUGUAUUCCUUAGUAUAAAUUUUUGGUGCAAACAGUUCAAAAUUAUCAAAAAAUUGCCCAAUUUAAAUGAAUAUUAUAUUGCAAUUUCUGCAGUAAUGAACUGUAUAUAUGUGAUGACGAGCUCUGUUUUAGGAGUUCAAAUAAUGUAGAUAGUAACAUAUGUGAAGAUUAAAUAAUGUUUUAUUGCAA
This is a messenger RNA of Frankliniella occidentalis (western flower thrips), 2484 nucleotides long. Its product is annotated as immediate early response gene 5-like protein. The coding region runs from base 217 to 1086 and encodes 289 amino acids. Lineage: Eukaryota; Metazoa; Arthropoda; Insecta; Thysanoptera; Thripidae. The transcript has a single exon. The record is from RefSeq and is a predicted model, not a curated record.